GCUGGCUCUUCUCUUACUUAUCCACCUGAGUAUAUACAGAAAUUAAUGAAUUAUUAUGAUUUUGAUACAAAUCUUAAUAAUUUUUGUUUUGCUUUAGCAUAUUUUGGUCAAUUACAAAUAGUAAAAAUCAAAUUGGCUUUCAGAACAUAUAAUUUGGUUUAG
Molecule: messenger RNA, 162 nt
Organism: Racocetra persica
Lineage: Eukaryota; Fungi; Glomeromycota; Glomeromycetes; Diversisporales; Gigasporaceae
Source: the annotation of a GenBank genome assembly